Molecule: messenger RNA, 1128 nt
Organism: Penicillium verhagenii
Lineage: Eukaryota; Fungi; Ascomycota; Eurotiomycetes; Eurotiales; Aspergillaceae
Product: putative cyclin
Exons: 5
Coding region: 1-1128 (375 amino acids)
Biological process (GO): positive regulation of DNA-templated transcription, elongation; regulation of transcription by RNA polymerase II
Cellular component (GO): nucleus; cyclin/CDK positive transcription elongation factor complex
Molecular function (GO): cyclin-dependent protein serine/threonine kinase activator activity
Source: RefSeq, a predicted model, not a curated record
AUGGCAUUUGGUUCAAAGCCCCAGCGAGCUCGCUCUGGCUCAGGGCCCAAGCUCAAGGCUCCGGAGCUUCCAACCAUCCAUCCAUCGUUUAUUCAGGUAGCCAGGCCAUACAUGUUUGAACAGACAAUUCAAGACUGUAUCCAGGCCUUGGGAAUGACUACUAUUCGAGAAGAAGGAUUGCGUUUGCAAGGAGUCACGUGGAUUGACAAUGUGCGGAAGGCGCUCCGCCUGCCAGUGAGAACAUAUGACACUGCCACGAUGUACUACCAUCGGUUCCGGUUGACACAUCCGGAUAACGAAUAUAACUUCAUGGACGCAGCUGCAGCGGCAUUAUUCACUGCAUGCAAGAUUGAAGAUACACUGAAAAAGUCAAGGGAAAUUGUAUGCGCCGCAUACAACCUCAGGCUACCACCUUCAGAACACCUGGUGCCAGAUGACCACAUUUUUGACAUCAAUGCCCGGGGAAUUCUUGGACUUGAGAGGCUGAUGCUGGAGGCAGCAGGCUUUGACUUCCGCACUCGUCACCCUCAUAAGACUCUGACCAAGAUUGCCCGCCGUCACGGCCUUCCAAAGGAAAUCUGGAGCUUGGCCCAUCGCAUUUCACUAGAUCUAUACCGGACAUUCGCCCCGCUCAAACAAUCAACACCAUGUUUGGCGCUUGCCUCCCUCGAAUUGGCCAGCCGACUCUUGGGUCAGCGUAUUGGGGCCCUAGAGUCCCAAGAGGAAUAUGAGCGAUGGAACACAAAUCGGGAACAAGUCAUGGAACUCUAUACUCACCACCGUGCUUCAACAUCUGUUGGGCCGAUUUUCCCAGCAGAUCAGUUCCUGACUGUUCGUAUUCCACUGAACCAAGAAGCCAGAGAAACCAACAUCCCUCGAUUCGCAUUUUGGGUGGACCAACCCCGUGAUCAGGGGCCAUCGAGCGGUGGUGAGAGAUCUCCAGGAUCUUCCCAGCGCCCCCUCCACCCAUUGAUACCGGUUGCUGCUAGUGGUGAGCGACACAGGGCAGAUAAGGGCCGGGAAGCAGCUGUUCGGUUUAUGCUCGACCCUGCCCAAGCGGAGAGCGAGAAACGGCAGGUUGAACCAUAUUUCAGGGUUGAGACUGAACAGUAUGAGGUCACGGAAUGA